AUGGCAGACCGACACCACCCUGACCUCUAUUUCGACGACGGGAACGUCAUGAUUUUUCCAAGUGAUCAUGCACCAUUCAAGGUUCAUCGCAGCCUUCUCAAGCGUCAUUCCCAUGUAAUGGAGCUAGACAUCAUCGCGUCGGACGGCGAAAUCGACGGCUGCCCUACUGUCACUUUCGACGGGAUUUCCACCGACGACAUCGCUCACAUGCUGUACAGUAUUUAUGAUAACAGACGUUACUCCCAAGCAGUACAACUCCCGUUCGACACCGUACUGUCACUCCUUCGAAUGGGCACACGAUAUGACAUGGAGUAUCUCCUCGGCGAGGCCCAGUCACGUCUUCGCGCCUGUUAUCCGGACACCCUUUCAGGAUACGAUAAAAUCGAGGAAUCCGAUAGCUCUCUUCGACGCAUACGAUGGUCGCCAGACCAGGAUUAUCAAGUCGCGCGUCUCGCCCUCGAGUACAACCUCACAGAUAUUCUUCCUGUCGCCCUAUACGAAUGUUGUGCACAUUCUCCCCACAAUCUUCUCGAACACAUGAACACACCCGAUACCGGUGACGCUUCUGCUUCCUCUUCGGAAGUUCGGGAAGCCAUCUUUGCGAAAUGCUAUGAAGGACGUUCUUCCCUGGUGGAACAAAGGGCCGAGGAUUCGCUAGGUUUCCUUAUACCUGGGCCACGCAUUACCACUCCUCUGUGCGCCAGCCCAGACCGCUGCGAGCAGGCUUGGAGGACUAUGAAGGAGUUUUCUCAGACGUUGCGUAUGAAUGUGGGAAAUCCACGGGCGUUAGAUAGUCUGGACGAUUUCAUCGAUGCCUCGGUGGAGGACAAGGCUUGUAGAGAUUGCGUUGCCCAUUGGAAGAAGUUACAUCGAGAAGGGAGGCAGAAGAUUUGGAAUAACCUGCGGGCGACAUUCAACCUUCCCUUGGAGGUUUGA
Stereum hirsutum FP-91666 SS1 is the source of this 936-nucleotide messenger RNA. RefSeq lists its product as uncharacterized. Bases 1 to 936 code for a protein of 311 amino acids. The transcript has 2 exons. Lineage: Eukaryota; Fungi; Basidiomycota; Agaricomycetes; Russulales; Stereaceae. Gene Ontology annotation, molecular function: protein binding. The record is from RefSeq and is a predicted model, not a curated record.